AUGGUGAUCGCUGCUUGGGACAAAGUACUUACGGUCUGUCACUGGGUCACCGGAUCAGCAGGAAGUGAACUUUUCCAUAGAAAUGUAGAUGUGCUAAGGGAAUCUAUCAAUGGCGAAUCAACAUAUACUGUCUUCUUUGUCAUUUCUCCUUCCUCCAUGUGGAGUAGAGAUGAAUCGGUUGGGAGGAGUGUGCCUUUUGUGUUUGUUGAGAGAGUGAAAGACAACUUUAAGCAGUGUUAUGGUGCUAGUAUAAGAACUGAUGGUCUAGAUUCCAUUGGGGAUGAAGAUGAUGAUGAAGAAGAUGAUUUAUUCCCAGACCGAUUUAGUAUUGCAUACAAUCUUGACAGAGAAUUUGGGCCAAGGAUUAAAGAGCACAUGCAGUACUGUAUGAACCAUCCAGAUGAAAUAAGUAAGCUGUCCAAACUGAAGACUCAAAUAACAGAGGUCAAAGGGAUAAUGAUGGACAAUAUUGAGAAGGUUUUGGAUCGUGGGGAGAAAAUUGAACUCCUGGUGGAUAAAACAGAAAACCUCCAGUUCCAGGCUGACAGCUUCCAGAGGCAGGGAAGGCAACUACGACGGAAGAUGUGGCUGCAGAAUCUCCAAAUGAAGCUGAUGGUGAUGGUGGAGGAUGAAGGCAACACAGAUCUGAAAUCGAAGGCGAGGAAUAAUCUUUCUUCUUCAGCGACCGAUUCAAUGGCGGAUUGCGUGGCAGAGAGGGAGAGAGAGAGAUGGCAAGGAGACCGGACGAGGAAUACGAUUACUUGUUCAAGGUGGCGUUAAUCGGCGAUUCAGGGGUCGGUGGAGUCUGUGAUGAGCUCCACCGAGACAGAUAGUGAUGAGGAAGGUAUGUGUAGAAAAUAAGCUGAAUAGGUUGAGGUCCGGCGGACGGCCAAGGCGAGAUUGCCGCCCGCCGGGGAAGCGAAACUAUUAGGUUCUAAACCUGCUCUGAUACCAUGUAAAAAUAU
Molecule: messenger RNA, 965 nt
Organism: Camellia sinensis
Lineage: Eukaryota; Viridiplantae; Streptophyta; Magnoliopsida; Ericales; Theaceae
Source: RefSeq, a predicted model, not a curated record